UAAAAAUAAUUUAUGGACCGUCUUAACCCAUCUUCAAGAGAUUGCAUAGUUCCACUUAUUGAAGAGAAUUCUCCUUGUAUUUGUAAUAAAUAAUAUUUUAUUAAUAGAAACAAACAAACCAGAGAUUGAUCCUCAAUUCUUAAUGCCUUAAUUUACAUAAAUGAUGUAGAAUCCAGAUUUAUUUCUUUAAACUAUUUAACUAGAGUAAUUAAAACAGCUUCAAUCAUCAUAUUUUUCUCAAAUGAAUAAUGUUCCUUUAAUUGCAGAAGAACCUAGAGUCAUGGAUUUAUUCACAUAAUAACUUUUAUAAUAAUAGCUUAUGUUGAAUGCAGCAUUGUUAAACUAAUUCUAAGUAUUUUGAAUAUAAAUUAGGGUGUUGAAAAUAUCAAUUAUAGCCAAACAAAAGAUCUCGGAGAUAAUAAAAUAAAGAGAAAACAUAUCAAAAAAUCACAUAAUCCUUAGUUUAAUAAUGGUAUUCAAUAAUUGUAUAUGAAAGGUCAUUGGAGUGCUUAGGAACAUUAAGUCUAUCUAACAUUUUUGUUAUAACAUAGAGAAGUUAUGGAAAGUUCCGAGUUAAAAAAAACAAACAAAAUUUUUAAACUAAUGUCAGAUAUCAUUAAGUCUAGAUCUCCUUCAUAGUGUCGUUCACAUCAUUAAAAAUUUAAUCCUUAUUCCAAAUAUUUAGUUAAUGUAAUUUAUUGAGAUAAUUUAGAAUAACAUUGUUAGAAGAAAAAUGAAAGAAUAAAUGUUGAAUGAUUCCUCAAAUUUAAAAUAGUUUCAAUCUGAAAUCGAUAACAUUUAACAAUAAUCUUAAGACUCAAAUGAUUAAAAGUAGUUUAAAUAAUAGCAACAAGAUUUAAAUCCUAAAAUUGAAUCAUAAUAAUAGUUAUAAGAAUAGUAUGUUAAGGAUGAUUAGUAAUAAGUUAAUGUUUAAGAAUGA
Paramecium sonneborni is the source of this 940-nucleotide messenger RNA. The record is from the annotation of a GenBank genome assembly. NCBI's taxonomy places the organism in Eukaryota, Ciliophora, Oligohymenophorea, Peniculida, Parameciidae.